AUGGAUCAAGUGAACACAACCCUGAAACCAGAAGGAUCAUCUAAUCCUACACAAGAAAGUACAUGUCCAACUCAGGAGGUAUCUUCUAAUCCGAAUCCGACACCUGAACCUGAUAUUGGGCAACAAGAAGAAAUUGAUACAAUUUUAGAACCUGCAUCAAAGAAACUUAGAAGUAAUGUGUGGCAAGAAUUUAAAAAGAUGAAAGUGAAUGGAAAAGAUAAGGCUGAAUGCAUCUGGUGUAAAAAACAACUUAGUGGCACUUCAAAGAAUGGAACAAAUCACUUGAAAGGACAUCUCUUGAGUUGUAUUCAAAAAAAGAUCAAGACUAGAAACCAUGACAAAGGACAACCAUUUCUCCUACCGACUAUCUCAGAAGGAAAGCAAGAGUUGGGAAUUGGAACUUAUGAUCCAGAACAUGUGAAGAAGUUGAUUGUUGAAGCUAUUAUUAUGCACGAUUAUCCACUAUCAAUUGUGGAUCACAUUGGUCUUGGAAGAGUCUUUGUUUCUCUCCAACCAUUGUUUAAAGUUCCUACUCGAAACACAAUCAAGAAGGAGAGUCGAAUCUUGAGGUUCAUUUAUGUUCCAGCCCCUCACACUAGUGAAAGACUUGCUGAAGCACUUGUUAAUUGUUUAAUGGACUGGAACAUUGAUUCAAAGCUUUCUACGAUUACUUUAGAUAAUUGUAGCACAAAUGACUCAAUGAUUAGGAAAAUUAAGGAUAAGUUGUCGUUGGAAUGUUUAAUAAGGGAUGGGUCUUUGUUACAUAUGUGUUGUUGUGCGCACAUCCUAAAUUUAAUUGUUCAGGAGGGGCUACAAGUGAUUAAGGAUGGCAUAGAAAAUAUUCGGGAUAGUGUAGGAUUUUGGAGUGCUACACCUAAAAGGUAUGAAAAAUUUGAAGAUACCGCUAGACAAUUGAGAUUAUUUGCACUAGAAAGUUAG
Molecule: messenger RNA, 939 nt
Organism: Vicia faba (fava bean)
Lineage: Eukaryota; Viridiplantae; Streptophyta; Magnoliopsida; Fabales; Fabaceae
Source: the annotation of a GenBank genome assembly